AAGCCGAUAGUGUACGCGCGACACAGUCUCGGCGCCUUUGUACCGACGCUGACGAUUCGCGGGAGUGUUUCAGCAGCCAGCGUUUCAAAGCUUCAGUUCUCACCUGGAAAGUACAAACUCAAGUUCCGUUCUCAAUUCAGCCGUCCCAUCCGAGCACACGUCGUAAUUGUGUAUUGGACGUUUCGAGCAAUUAAUUUCUGUCCAUCUUCGGGUAAGAACAGCGCAAUUAAACGUCCAUUUUCUGAAAACGCUGACAAAGCAGAGAGUCAUCGCAACGAUGCUCCAAGAUGAAAAUCACGAUGGACCUAUGAUAUAACCUGCAAACACGUUCAAAUGCGAUGAUUCCUCAAGCUAAACAUCACGACUUCUACUUGUUAUGCGUCCAUCACGGAGGAGUAAGCUAUUUGCGAAGAUAGCAAUUUGUAUUGUAAUUUUUUUGUCCCUUGUCUACUACCUUAACUUGACGAAUGUGUUCCUCAAUUCCUCUGAUUCCUCUCCAUUUGAGGCUCAAAAUACUAGUCAUCGAUCAAACUUUUCUACCUCCUUAAAAAACAACAAAACUUUGCUACAAAUCCAGAAUAACUCGUUGACCAACUGCAUCAACAAAUGCACUGCUGCACUUAAGAAGCAGCUCUACAAUGUCUGGUGUAUUUUUACUAAAGUUGCUAGUAAUUCACCAAUGAAAAGAAAGUUUCGUACUUUUUUUGACUCACUUGUCAGGUUCUCAUCAGGAGACAUUGCUUUUCAUUUAAUUACCGAUGAGGAAAGCCAAUCUAUUGCAGAGAACAUUAUUGACUAUGUAUUAUUUGUAUAUAGAAAAAGAGUUCAGGUGCAAUAUUAUAAUGUGCACAAGUCAGCUAAGGAGAUAGAAGAUAUAGUUUCAGUGAUGUCCUCUUUCUUUAGUAGCAAACCAGGAACGUACUAUUCAGAUGCAUUGUUUUUUAUUUCUCUUGGUUUACACAGGAUAGCUCCAUUGAAUCAAGACAUGGCAAUUAUGGUGGACGCUGAUACAAAGUUUAGGUCAAACAUAAAAGAGCUUUUCAAGGAAUUUGAUCAUUUCAAUAAAGAUGCUUUGUUUGGUUUGGGUCCAGAGUUAUCUCCUGUAUAUCGGCAUGUAUUAUUCUUGUAUAGAAGUAAAAAUCCUAAAACCAUUUUUGGAGAGCCUGGGUAUCUUGGUGGAUAUCCUGGAUAUAACAGUGGAGUUAUACUUAUUCACUUGAAGAGGCUUAGAGAAUCUCUAGAAUAUGAUCAAAUUGUUGGUAGAGAUAGCGUGGAACAUUUGGUGGAGAAGUAUGAAUUUAAGGGCCAUUUAGGAGAUCAAGAUUUCUAUACGUUAUUGGGAAUGGAAAGACCAGAAAUGAUUCACACUAUAGACUGUGGUUGGAAUCGUCAGCUAUGCACAUGGUGGAAGGACAGAGGCUAUGCUGAUGUAUUUGCCAAUUAUUCGCGAUGUAAUUCAGAAGUUAAAUUAUGGCAUGGUAAUUGUAACACUCCAAUACCUGUUGACUGAUCACAUUAUUCAUUUUGUUCAUUUAUUUGGUAAAAAAAUUGCGAUAGUAUGGCUUCCAUAACAACAGAAUAUUACUUGUUCAAACAAGCAAGUACUAUUUAACUUGACUUUUAUCUAGAAUUCAUUUUGAGCUUCAUAUUACUCAAAAUAAUUGCAAUCAAAUUUCAAUUUAAAAUAUUAAUUAGGAUAAUACUAAUAUUUCUUCGCAAAAAAAAAUAAUCCAGAUCAGUCUGAUGAUUUAGUAAAUUAUAUAAAAAGAGUGAAUACAAUCUAAGACAGAUCAAUACUUUCUUCCAACUCAUGACGAGAAAUAUAAUUGUAUAUUUUAUUUUUAAUGGACAAUCAAAACUAUUUUUUUGAAUCAAUUCAGAUUACUCUGUAAAGUUAAAAAUAGGAUUCUUCGAAUAUCGUAUAACAAUAUGUGUAUAUAAGAAUGAUUUUUCAUGAAACAUUCGAGAAGUUUUCUUAGUAUUGAAGCAAUUCGACUGUGAUUUCUAUUGCAAUAUCGUGAAAUAUUGGUCGUUUAAAUAUUGAUAUUCUACGUGUCAAUUAUAAACCUUAUUUCAAAUGACUACAUAUGGACUUGUAGUAUUAAAUUUUAUAAUGUAUUGUAUUAAUAAUUAAUGAAUCAAUAAAGAAAUUAUUAAAAUUUCUUUAAUAA
Phymastichus coffea is the source of this 2171-nucleotide messenger RNA. It is a transcript of the gene Xxylt, whose product is annotated as xyloside xylosyltransferase 1. The record is from RefSeq and is a predicted model, not a curated record. Gene Ontology annotation, molecular function: UDP-xylosyltransferase activity. The transcript is spliced from 4 exons. Bases 377 to 1510 code for a protein of 377 amino acids. Lineage: Eukaryota; Metazoa; Arthropoda; Insecta; Hymenoptera; Eulophidae.